Molecule: messenger RNA, 1541 nt
Organism: Vitis riparia (riverbank grape)
Lineage: Eukaryota; Viridiplantae; Streptophyta; Magnoliopsida; Vitales; Vitaceae
Product: dnaJ protein ERDJ3B
Exons: 10
Coding region: 206-1243 (345 amino acids)
Biological process (GO): protein folding
Source: RefSeq, a predicted model, not a curated record
UCUAUUGCCUGGUUUCACCGCUCUCGUUGCGAACCGUUUGGAGAGGGAGAAGAAGAAGAAAGACGGAGAAGCGAGGAGAGAGAGACAGAUACAACCCUAACCCUAAGAGAACCGCAGAGACUCCACAUAUACCCUAGAUCUGAUCACGAACCCUAAGAUUUCUACAUUGAGAGACUCGCUCUCUCACCGUCUUUUGAUCCACUUCAUGGCGAAUCGAAGAAUAGCGAUUCUACUCUUCCUGUUGUGUGGUUUAGCGUCUGCCAUCACCUCCAUUGCAGGAAAGAGCUAUUAUGAUGUUUUGCAAGUUCCAAAAGGUGCUUCGGAUGAACAGAUCAAGAGGGCGUACAGGAAGCUGGCGUUGAAGUACCAUCCCGAUAAGAAUCAGGGAAAUGAGGAGGCUAAUAAGAAAUUUGCCGAGAUUAACAAUGCUUAUGAGGUGCUUUCGGACAACGAGAAGAGGAAUAUUUACGAUAGAUACGGUGAAGAGGGGCUUAAACAGCAUGCCGCAAGUGGUGGCAGAGGUGGCGGUGGAAUGAACAUUCAAGACAUAUUUAGCUCUUUCUUUGGUGGAGGUCCAGCCGAGGAGGAAGAGAGAAUUGUAAGAGGUGAUGAUGUAAUUGUUGAAUUGGAUGCAACACUAGAAGAUUUGUACAUGGGGGGUUCCUUAAAGGUUUGGAGGGAGAAAAAUGUUUUAAAGCCAGCCCCAGGUAAGAGACGCUGUAACUGUCGGAAUGAAGUCUAUCACAAGCAAAUUGGUCCAGGGAUGUUCCAGCAGAUGACAGAGCAGGUCUGUGAGCAAUGUCCAAAUGUGAAGUAUGAAAGGGAGGGGUAUUUCAUCACUGUCGAUAUUGAGAAAGGGAUGCAGGAUGGGCAAGAGGUGGUUUUCUAUGAUGAUGGUGAACCUAUAGUAGAUGGAGAACCUGGAGACCUGAAGUUCCGUAUUCGGACAGCCCCCCAUGAUCAGUUCAGAAGGGAAGGCAAUGACUUGCAUACAACCGUUACUAUAACACUGGUUCAGGCUCUUGUUGGCUUUGAGAAAACGAUUAAACACCUUGAUGAACAUCUCGUAAACAUUGGGUCAAAGGGAAUCACUAAGCCUAAGGAAGUGAGGAAGUUUAAAGGGGAAGGGAUGCCAUUGCAUUUUAGCACAAAGAAAGGGGAUCUCUAUGUCACAUUUGAGGUUCUAUUCCCUUCAUCACUGACAGAAGAACAGAAGACAAAAAUCCAGGAAAUUCUUGGUUAGUGGACAUAGGUUUCCCCCUUGUAACAUGAUGAGGUUAUACAAACCUUCAGGCUGCCUUGCGGCUUUUUCUUUUCUCUUCGAUUUUUCCUUUCUUUUUCAAGUAGUUUCCACCCUUUUUUAUUUUGAAAGAAGUAGCACGUUCUACUUAGGGAAGUCUACGCUGUAAUCCUGCUGUGUGUAGGCGCUUUUUGCAUACUAUUUUUGACCCAUGUGAGGUAUAGUUACUCAUUUGUUUCCUUACCAAGUUCUACCAAUUAAUUAUAUAGCAAAUUGUAAGCCUUUACGUGCUUCUGGGUCA